Molecule: messenger RNA, 2316 nt
Organism: Branchiostoma floridae (Florida lancelet)
Lineage: Eukaryota; Metazoa; Chordata; Leptocardii; Amphioxiformes; Branchiostomatidae
Product: elongator complex protein 6-like
Exons: 7
Coding region: 122-928 (268 amino acids)
Biological process (GO): tRNA wobble uridine modification
Cellular component (GO): elongator holoenzyme complex
Source: RefSeq, a predicted model, not a curated record
GCGGCGCCCAUACAAAAUUUCAGAAAUUUAGUGACAUUUUCCACGCUUUUCAAGUCACAGAACACUUUUAAUUUGUUUCCGUCCGUUUUACUUAUACUGUCUGACAGAAAAGAACGAGAAGAUGUUUACUGAGUUGAAUGUAAUUCUUGGUUUCGACCAUUUAAAGCCCCCAAAGGGCCAGUUUGUCCUGAUCUCUGACAGCCUGACAGAUGGUAGUUUCCUCAUCCACCACUUCUUGUCUCUCUACAUCAAAGGUGGAUGGAAGGUGUGUCUCCUUGCCCUGGCUCAGUCUUUUGGCCACUACAACACUGUUGGACAGAAGCUUGGAGUUCACCUGACUCAAGCGAGGGAGAAGGGUCAGCUGAGGUUCGUAGAUGGCCUGAACCAUUCCCUGCAGGCAUACACAUCUACAGCAGAGGACGGGCAGGACAAAAAUCCACUCACAUGUCUUAGGGACAAGAAAGCAACCCUUAGACCUUUGUACGAUCUUGUGAAGACGCACGUCUGUGGUGAAGAAGGUGUUCUAGAAGGGCCCACCCUGCUCCUUGUGGAUGACUUGAGUGUGCUUUUGAGUCUUGGCAUGUCUGUCAAGGAUGUGUCGGACUUUGUGCACUACUGCCGGGUCUUAAUGUGCCCCUCACAACAGAGUCAGGGAGCCAUGGUGACACUUGUACACAAGGAUGCAGACGUGGAGGAUGAGGAAUAUAGCAGCUUAUUCCGACACAUGGCAUACCAUAGCACAGUCCAUUUGGCAGUGGAGGGGUUGUCUAGUGGAUACAGUAGGGAUGUACAUGGACAGGUGACGGUUACUUUCCGGAACGUCCUGGACCCCAGCCAACCACAGACAAGGAAGAGAAGACUACAAUACAAAGUGGAGGAACGAAACGUCUCCUUUUUCGCCCCUGGAACAUCACGAGCAGUUCUGUAAUAAGUGUGUUUGUUAAAAACAUUAUUUAUUCUUGUUUGUUUGCUGGUCAGUUGGUUGGUUGGUUUUGCAAGGCAUAACAUAUAAACUGCCAUCAGACCUACUGUAUGUAUGACUUGUAAGUACAAGUUGUGCAAGGGAUAUUAAUUAUCCUUUCAAUAAGAGUGGUGGAAUCUUAGAUAUGCUUUCCUCAAACAUGUGACAUUUCAUCCAUCCAAAAGUCUUUAAACUUUUAAAACUGACAGCAUAAAAAUCAUGGUCCAGAAUGCUGAUGGCCGUGGUCUUGUUACACAGGCAAUAUUACUUACUUCUAGACUACACUACCUAUAUGCUACAAUAGUUAUACUGUUACUUGCAUCAUCAGUUGGUAAAGUUGUCUGAGUGUACCUUUGGUCAAUGAGCCAGUAUAAUACAAAUCCCACUUCCAGUCAAAGAUAGUUUUUAAUAUGUUGUGCAUUUUUCCAUUGUUAUCAUCAAAUCCAGAGGUGCUUCUUAACUGCAUCGGUGAUAAUUAUACAUGCACACAUGCAGCCAAAUCAUGCAAAAAUAAAAACAUAGAACGAAGGUACAAGGAAACUGUAGCAUCUUUUUCAGUUUUUCAUCAGAUUUGUUGUUUUUUUUUCAUCCCAAUUUGUAUCUUUGAAGUAAAAGUCGUACAAUAUCCAGUUAAUCAGCAAAUAGCAGGACUAAUUAAGUGUAAAAUCUCCAUCUUUAAUCAUUCAAAGGAAAAAUUUCCUCCACCCAACAAUCAUUCAUGAUUUGUCCCAACAUAUUCCAGCUUCCUCUUCCAGUUGGUAGGAAAUGAAUGCUGCAUGCAGUCCAAGCUGCUGUGAAACCCCAUGGAUGAGCAUGGGUAGACAGAUAGGCUCUAAUGCUGGUGUUAUGUUGCCAGGGGACGGACGCGGAAUCUUCAUUUCAGCACAGCAGAUUACGGGAGUGCGUAUGCACGGCUCUCUUUGGGGAAAUUGGAGCUUCGGUGAACGUUUCUAGCACCCUAUAGAAAUGCUUUGCAAAUCCAUGGUUUUAGGCUGCACCAACCCACUUGUUGGUUGUCAGAAUUUCACCUGAUUUGUUUUUUUCUUACAUGACUGUAUACCUAUAGUACAAGAGGAUUGAGUGUGUGACAGUAGGUGAUUGACAAUGAUCCAGUGUGUGUGUGUGUGUGUGUGUGUGUGUGUGAAUAAGUCUGUGAGUAUAUGUAGGUGUGUGACUCAGUGAAUUACUCUGUAAAUGAGUUUGUGCAGAUUAGUCAUCCAGGAAAUUGAAUAUGAUUUUUACAAUAAGAAGUAUUCUUUGUUUCAUAAAGUCUUGUAUACUUUUAUUUUGAUUUCUCUGAUGAAAGACAGUAGAUACUGUCUGAAACAUGUGAAUAAAUAAUGUAGUAUCCAGCA